CCAGCACAAGCCGCGGACAUCAUCAAGGAGGGCCAUAGCGUCCGCUCUCGGGCCGCUUCCCUUGCGUCUCUGCCGCCUCUGCCACGUGCUCUCAGCUCGGGCGAGGUAGCGCGGCGGCGCGGCACCGGGCCGCGCGAUGCGUGCCGGCUUCGCGCCGCUGGGCGUCGUGGAUGCCGCCCUGGCGUGUCCGGCCGCCCGCAGCGCCCUCGCGUCGCUGCCUCAUGUGCUCGUCGACGAGCAAGCUGGCUGCUGGCGCCUCUACAUCGAGACGGAGGUGGAUCUGCGCGGCUGUGCUGUGGUUGCGCACCUGCUCGACGUGCUCCGCACAGAUGUGGGCGCGUGGCAAGGUCGGCUCCGCGAGCGCACGCGGCGCUUCUGGCAGCCCGAGUGCGCCACUUUCGGCGACAUCUUCGAUGCUCUGACGCCGCCGCAGAGCGCUCCAAGCCCGCAGCCGGCGGGGCUCAAGACGAGGCUCUUUGAGUAUCAGCGGCGCGCCGUCAGCACCAUGCUGCUGUACGAGCGCCGCACACAGCGGCUCGACGCGCUGCAGCUCGUCAACGUCGCGGGGCCUUGCGCGCCGCUGCUCUUCAACGCCGGCCUCGUGCGCUUCUGCAACGAGGGCAGCGUGCCGUGCCCAGAGCAGGCUCCCAUGCGAGGGGGCAUUCUCUGCGAAGAGAUGGGCGUGGGCAAGACGCUCGAGAUCCUUGCGCUGUGCCUGCUCACCAAAGACUCGAUGCCGCUCGUACAUCCCAGCAUCAAGAUCAACAGCGAGGCGAUCAUGCAUCAAGACCGCCUGCCAACGCUGGCCGAGCACUGCGCUCACGUCCUGCAGGGCAGCCUCCCCGCCGACGCCGAGCUGUCGCCAGCGCAGGCGGCGCGGAUGGCUGCGCUUCUGCGCGCCGGCCGGCCUUUCUACGAGUAUCAGCAUGAACGAGGGCUGCACCAGGCGCGUCAUCACCGCAGAGAGUACAGCUGGCGCGUGCGCCUCUCGUGCGCAACGCUCGUCGUCGUGCCGAGGAAUCUUGCGCCACAGUGGCGCGCGGAGCUAGAGACGCACGUCAACAGUGGUGCUCUUCGCGCCCUCUUUCUGCUCGACGACAACGCAGUGCUCGACGUCGAGCAGCUAGUCGAACAUGACCUGGUCGUCAUGAGUGACGCUCGUCUUGCUCUCGAGUCGCGCAAGCUGCUCAAUCCGCCUGUCGUGGUGCGGCCGCGCAAGUGCGAGUGCCGCUACGCCGGUGCCAGCCGUACAGUGGUCUGCACUUGUCCGCCGCUCAAGGAGCCCGAGAUCAGCGCGCUGCUGCGUGUGCACUUUCGCCGGCUCGUCGUCGACGAGGGCGACACGCUGCGCGGCAAGUCUCGCAUCGUCGCCGUGGCGCGCGCCAUCUCUGCCGACAGUCGCUGGAUCGUGUCGGGCACUCCGACAACGCUGCUCUCCGGCGGCGCCGAUGUCUCGCGUCUAGUCGGCGAGGCGCAUGAACACGAGGAGCUUGAAGCACAGCAGUGCGAUGGUGCACUGAGCAGCGCAGAGAAGAACGACCUCUCCGUCCUUGGACAUCUCUUCGACUUUCUCUACGGUCCCUCGGACCACUGGUCAGCGGCUGUUGACAGCCCACUGCGGCUCGGCGAGCCUUUAGCUAGACAGCGCUUUGCAGAUGCGCUGGCGGAGCGGAUGGUGCGCAACCCACUCGCCGUCGUCGAGGCUGAGAACGCUCCGCCGCGCGUCGUGCAGCAGGAGCUGCAGGUCGUCCUGCCUGAACAUCAACGUAAGACGUACAAUGCUUUGAUGGCGCUGGUUCAGCUCAACGCCGUGCUCUCGCGCCGCACGGGCAGCAACUAUCUGUUCCAUAAGGAGAACACGGUGCACCUCGCCUCCAUCCUGCACAACAUGGCCCUCGCUGCCUUCUUCCUCUCUCCGACGGCCACGAGCGAAGGAGGCUCAAAGAGUUCGAACCUGCUCUCGCAAGCGGCUUCGGCGCGCGAGACGAUGCUGGAAGAGCUGCAGAUGGAGAAGCGAGAGUGGAGCGACGAGGAGCGCGCCAUGGCGCAAGAGGCGGAUGCACAGCUACACGAGGCGCUGCGGGACGUCGACGCAUGGUCAAGACAGGGCGACACUGCUCGCCUGGGCGUGUGCGGCCUGCCCGCGCAGCUUUGCGAGCUCGCGUCGGCCCACUCAGCGGCGUCUGUCGCUGCGGACGUGCAGCUGGCGCCGUCGCUGAUCCAACUGCUGCAAAUCGCAGCGUACCGCUCCGUCCGCGAGCAGGAGGCACGUGGCAGCGGCGGCGUUGACGAGGAGGAGAUGCUUGAAGAGAUGACGACACUGGCCGCCAAGGCCGCGCAUGGCACGCUGGCACGCAUCGAGGAGAAGCCUCGGGCACUGCCGGCGGGGAGCGUGCUUCGAGAUGCGUGCAUCGUCUCCUCAACAUCGGCAAAGCUGGCGCACGUGCUCAACCUCGUCCGGCACGCCCUCGGCUGCGGCGACAAGAUCAUAGUCUUCAGCGACAUGACGAGCGUGCUGAGCAAGAUCUCUGCGGCAUUUGGCGCGUGCCAUAUUGAGCAUGCACUCUAUACGCCUGGUCAGUCCGUCGACACACGCGCACAAGCAAUCUCGCUCUUCUGCAACGACGCCUCGACGGGCGUGCUGCUGAUGAAGACCAGCAUGGGAGCUCGAGGUCUCACGCUGACCGCCGCCAACCGCUCCGUCUUUGUUGAGCCGGUGCUUGACGCCGCAGUACGCAAGCAGGCGCUCAAGCGUACAUGGCGCGUAGGGCAGAGGAAGGAUGUCUACGUGACAACGCUCAUUGCCCAAGGCACGCACGAGCUGACAGUCAUGCGGCGCGGCGAUACACUGCUCGAUGAGGCGCGGCAAGGAGCAGUCUCAAGACUGGCAGAGGACGAGACGCUGCGAGCGUAUCUGCGCAACCCGCAGUACGUCUCGCAGGCGGCCGCAGCGGCAAACACAGCCAUAGCGACGCCCAUCCCUCUCUUCCCCAUAUCUCCUCCAUCGCCGCUCCCUCUCGCAUCCCAGCCAUCUCUUCCCGCCGCCCAGCCGCUGCCUGUCAGCGCCGUCGGCACCAGGCGCGCGGCCGACAGUCUCGACGAGCGGCGCUCCAAGAAGCUGCGCGUCGCUUUCGACUAGCCCGCCUCUCGUGCUUGUUUUCACAUCUUCGCUGCAUUAACUACCGACCCUUCCGACGUCGCAGUGCGCGCUUGAGCGGCUCGAUGGCCAGGCGUGCAAAGGGCCCGGCGAGCGCGAUGCAUGCUGCGAUGCGCAGUGGGAAGAGUGCCUUCGCGUGCUCAGUCAGCACCGACACCGCGUCGUCGGCUUGCGAGGCGCAGCAACUCACCUUGACGAUGGCAUACGCCGCCACUGCAUCUGCAAAGCUUCCCGCCAGCACGGCGCCCGCCUCUUGUCCCGUGCUCCACUCGCCCGUCGCCUCGCUGCCCUUUUCGAAGCCAAAC
This is a messenger RNA of Tilletiopsis washingtonensis, 3462 nucleotides long. RefSeq lists its product as hypothetical. Lineage: Eukaryota; Fungi; Basidiomycota; Exobasidiomycetes; Entylomatales. The record is from RefSeq and is a predicted model, not a curated record. The coding region runs from base 137 to 3139 and encodes 1000 amino acids. Gene Ontology annotation, molecular function: ATP binding; ATP-dependent chromatin remodeler activity. The transcript has 5 exons.